UAUUGUGAUCGACAAAUAUGUUUAUGUACAUUCAUACGUUUCUUUGCCAUAUAUUUAUAUCACUCCAUACUGCUGGUUAAGAUGUGAAGUGUGAAUAUGCUUAAAGACAUUUUUGUCCAUUUGGAAAUGUAUAGCUAGUCACGUUAAAAUACAUGGCUAGCUAUUCGAAUUUGCAUUAUUUUAUAAAUGUCGAAAAUUUCACGAGUCUCUGAUUUUACUUCAGUACAGCCGGUUUCUUAGCGCAAUUUGCAGUUUCGUCGAGUCACAAGGCGAAAUGAUACUAGCAGAAAUGCACAAACCACUACCUCAGAGAUGGUAGAUGGAAGUUUGCCACCACUGCCUUGGUGGGGAGUUGAGGUGGGACACAGGAGAGGCUAAUCAAAGCACUGUCACAACGCAGCGAUGGACGACUCCGACCAGGACUUCACAGACCUCUUCGGCAGACUCCUGAAGAGGGUCCGCAAGAAGGGGGUUGGCGCCGGGGAAUCUGGGGAGGAAGGCAAGAGGGGGGAGGAGAGUCAGCCACUGACUCGCACAAAGGACCGAGCUAAGCGGGGGUACCCAAAGAACAGUGUCUGUUCGAAAAGACAGCAGAGCAGCCAAAAGGCCACUGAAACUUCGGCUAGGAGGACACAGGAUUCCGACUCUGCUAGCCAGACGGUUUACAAGGAGACUGCUGUUACCCAGGAGACCACAGCCGUCAUGGCAACCACGCAGACGAACGGCACACAGCCAGCUGCUGGCGAGGCUGCGCCUUUGGGGGUGAAGGAGAAGGUGGUACGCAGGAUGCAGCAGUUUAAGAGGACCGACCCACAGAGACUGAAGCUGACUGGGAGCGAGGAGCUUCGUGAUGCAGAGCCACAGAGACUGAAGCUGACUGGGAGUGAGGAGCUUCGUGAUGCAGAGCCACAGAGACUGAAGCUGACUGGGAGCGAGGAGCUUCGUGAUGCAGAGCCACAGGAAAACACCCCUUCACUGCCGGUCGCCCAAGCAUUCCCCCCUACGUCUGCGUCAGAGCCCACUCCAGGGUCUCCCGGGGACGAGGCCCUGGCCAUCAGGCUGCAGCAAGAGCUGAACACCGAGGCUCUGGUGAACACGAUCGACCUGGACCUGGGUGGGCUGUUCUUCUGUCAGAUCUGCCAGAGGGACCUAUCAAACAUGAGCCCCAUGAGUCGUGCACAGCAUAUCAACAGGUGUUUGGACCAGAGUGAGGGCAGUGCCCCCCCUAAGCCAGCCCCUCCCCGUGUGCCUGACUGCCCCAUUUGCGGGAAGGGGUUCAAGUCCCAGAAGAGUCGGGGAUCUCACCUGAAGCGCUGCGCGGCGGACAUGGGUGUAGGCCCCGCCUUGCUGAUGGAGGUCCUGCAGAGGCAGGCCGCGGAGGGGCCGGGCAGCAGUGCGGCCGGGCAGCAGGCACAGGUAGGCGGGUCCAAGAGGAAGGGCUCUGCAGAGGCCGACCGCCCCGCCAAGAAGAAGCCCAGGAAGAAACCUCCAGCACCGGAUGAGGAUACUUUGGUCGCCAUGGCCCUGUCACGCUCCAUGAUGGAGAGGGAGAAGGAGAAGGAGGCUGAGCUCGCAGCUCCGACCCUGGGCUUGCAGCGGAGGCCAGACAGAGGUGUGGGUAAGAGGCGUGGUAAGAAGGGCCUCCCAGCACCUCCUCCUCUUCUCCUCAUACAGGACCCCCAAGCAGCCCUCACACGGCUCCAGGAUCGAAUCGCGGCUCUCCUGCUCCGUAUAGAAUCCCCUGCACCUCCCACCCCUGACUUGCCUGCCAGCACCCUUCCAGCUUGGACCGGUGCUGCCCCCUUGUGGCAAAGAAGCACACUACUUGACGGAGGUCCGACCUCAAUUCUGGACUUCUACACCCCUGCACUCAGGCCCCUCAUUGAGCCCUGGGUUCCAUCUGUUGAGCAGGGAAACCCGGACGUCAUGCCCCCUGCCCAGUGUCGGUCUGUGUCCUUAGCGGAGCCCAUGGUGGUGGCAGGAGACAGCCCCUGUCCUGCUGAGAAGCAUCUGGAUCCCAGCGACGGUCCCGUCCCGUCUCCCGCCCUCUCUGCCGACCCCUCUUCCUCCCUGUCUGGCCUCCCGGUGGGGAGUCAGACCCUGCGUGACGUGAUGGACCUGGCUGAGGAGGGCAUGACGCUCACGCAGUGCGGGGGCACAUCUGAACGUGCCUACGAUAAAGACGUCGUCGGGGACUUCAAGCUAAGCGGCUUCGUACCGGAGACUGAAAGAGAAAUUACUGAGAGCAAAGUGGCGCUGUCCCGCCUGUCUGCUGACCUGGCCAGCAUGGUCAACAACCCACAGCUCAGUGAUGUGCAGCUACAGGUUGACUGCGGGGAUGUCUUUUUCGCACACUCGUUCAUGCUCUAUGCCCGCUGUCCCAUGCUAAUUGAAAUGGUCCAUGACUCUGGUUUUGGCGUACGGGAGGAGGGCCUGCCCCAGGCCCAGAGGGUGCUGUUGGGAGAGGUUCCAGCCAAGGCUGUUCUUGAACUGCUGCAUUACAUCUAUACAGGUCAUUGUCCCCUCACCCCUGAACUAGUGCCACACGUCCAGGAGCUGGCAGUCAGGUUUUCCAUGACAGAACUGGAGGAACUGUGUCUGCAAAAUGUAGGAUUAGCGGACGAUCGUGGGGCUGUGCUUCAACAGCUGGUGCAGAAUGGAGGAGAAAAGGACACAAUCCACGAUGAGCAGAACUUCCUGGAGCUACUGCGCUCCAUGUGGGAGGAUGAGGAGAAUGAAGAAGACAGUAAAGAGGGCGGCGCCAGUAUGCGGGGGUGUGGAGAGUACAGGAUGGAGGGAGCCGGCAGCCCUCUACUGGGAGGUGGGGAGCUAGGAGAGGAAAGGGUGGAUGAGGACGAGCUGAAUGAGAUCUACGAAUUUGCUGCCAUACAGAAGAGGAUUCAGUCCAGUAUGCAAGCUGGGGAAGAAAGCGCAGAAGACGAUGACGAAGAGGCAGGAAGGGUCAAAGUAUGCAAAGAGGAAGAGGAGGACCGAGAGAAUGGGGAAAAGGGAGAUGAGAUAUCUCAAGAAGAGUCACGUGAGAAAGUGGAGCAGAGUGAGAAGCAGUUUGACGUAGAUCCCGGCCUGGGGAAUGGGAUGAUGAUAAUUGAUCAACCAGAGGCGAUUCAACCUCAUAAGUCUCCCGGUGCUGAGACCAGCCUAGACAAGAGCUACAACCGCUUGUUCUCACAGGCCUGGGGUGAAUAUGUGGAGCCCUCUCCUGGUCCAUUCAGCUGCCAUUCCCACAGAGGCGUUGGGGGUGCAGGGCAGCCAGGGUUACUGGUUGGGAGGGCAUCCUCUAGGCUCCAGCAUGGGGAAGUUUCACGCCUACCGUGCUUUGAUAGCCAAGAGGCAAUCAUUGAUCUCUCUAUAAGCCCUCCCCCUGACCCCUGUUCCAUGUUCCCUGUGAUAGACCAUUCUAUGGGUUCUGUUGAGUACAAGGAGAAAGAGGAACUUGAUAUAAGUGGCUCAUUUAGCACAGAGGAUCCUCGGGAUGAUGUCAUUCACAGCAGCAAAGAAGUAAGCUGUAAAGAUUACGUAAUCAGAGUCGCCAACUCAUCUGGACCUGUAGCCUCUUCCGGUUGUAGGGAACAGCGUAUAACACCAGAGGUAAUCGUGCUGUCUGACUCUGGUGAUGAAAUGGAUGUGGAUCCAAAGAAUGUGGAUGUUAAGACUCAUGUUGUCCAAAAUCAGCAGACUCCACUUGUAUCUGAAAACCAAUCGGGUGAUAUAGAUAAUCCUGGAGUUGAACCUGGGGAGCCGGAGAAACCAUCUCAGUCGGCAAGUAAGGCAGAAACUCUUCAAGCCCCGGCGAACGGUUCCCACAUGGACAGCUUUGUUGAUAGCUCCUGGCUGGUCCCAGGCACACCAGUAUGUCCCAUGAAGGUGACCCGAACUAGUUCUACACAGACUCACAACAGCAUGUUCCGUACACAGCUCUUUCCAAGGUCCCUCGACAACAAAGCGAGGUCAUCAUUAUCACCCUCGCCUACCUCUGCUAGCAUCCCCGUGACAUCAGUAACCCCGAAACAUAAUGGUAUGUUUCGUCAGCCAGACGGAAUUAAGCACUGCAGUACAGCCUCCCUGGGCAUCUCAGGGAAACUGGUCAGCAGCAGUUUCCAGAGCCCAAACCGCAAGAACUCUGGUUUGAAUAAAGAAGAAAAUUUAAAGAAUGGGAACAUGGUUACAGUUGAUGUUAGCCAGACAGAAGACCUUAUCCGACCAGACGGCAGGUCUGCGGAGAGCUCGCAUGCACAACCAGGGUUACGCAGACGGACCUCCAGUUGCACUGGAAUUGAAUGGACCAGUGUGCCACCAGCAGCUAGCAGUACCCCUUUGGCUCUGUGUUCCGGCGCAGUGCGGUUCUCUGUUCUCCACAGCGACAGUGAGCACAGCUCAGGCACCAUCCAGAGCAGUGUUGCCAAAAGAACGGGUUCUGCUGACGAGUCCUCUGCGGAGACCCCUCAAGGGGACAGUCCGGGAUCUUUGCACCUUUCCCUCGUGGCCACUUCGCCGUCCACGCAGAGAGAUUGUGACUUAGGGCUGAAUCCAAGGGAGUCUCCAGGAAACCGGUCCUCCAGGGAGUCUGACUGCCUCCAGAGCCCUGGCAAUGGAAAUUUGUCAGAGAGAGAGGAGAAUCUGUUUGAGGAGCCAGAGGAUGGGUUGUUACCUGGACAGACCUCCUGCGCCAUGGACGAGCCGCCCAUGCCUUUUGAUGACUCCUGGGGAAUGGGCGCUCGUUUCAGCCUGAGGGUGGACUCCAGCACCGGGACCGGUCCUCUGGAGCCAGACCAGGGUGACGCCGGGACGGGGCGCAUCUCUCCCCCUGCUCCUCCUGUUGAUCAUGCAACCCAGACUCCUUCCAAACUCUCCUCCAGCAUGCUGAACUCCAAGAUCUGGGAUGAUUGGGAGGAAGAUGGAGAGCUAGUGGAGCUUCCUCUUUCUCAAACAGUGUGUCCCAUGGCCCCAGCCAAGACUGUCACACAGCUGAAGACGCCAGUGGCCACUUGCAGGAAGAACCAGCCCCCCCUGGAGCCUUUCACCCCCAUGCCCGGCUACUCUGAUAUGGAGACACCUGAGCUGAAGAACCGCCUGAACAAGUUUGGCGUGCGUCCACUGCCCAAACGACAGAUGGUCCUGAAGCUGAAGGAGAUCUACCAGUACACCCAUCAACUGCUGAGCUCUGACUCAGAGGAGGAGGUCUUUGGCCAGCACCAAGACCCCAGUGCUGCCCACCUCAAGCAGCAUCCCAAGCCCGCCUCUGCCUCUGGUUCCAGGGAUUUUAAACAGCCGGUGGGGAUGGCUGUGAAGGCAUGUGCCGAAGUGCCGGCCCUCAGACCAGACGGCCAUGAGGAUGGGGACCUGGACCGGGAGCCACUCUCGGCUUCCCAGGCCUCCACCGCGUCUUCUACAGCCGCUAGUGAGGACUCCGAAAGGUCCAAUCCAGAACUUUGCCCCUUGUCUGACGACGACUCCGACAGCGACGAGGUGACGCCGUCUCAGGCCGUGUCACGCAGUGCCGUGAAACUGCAGGCAGUGCGCCAUCUCCUCCAGUCCGACACUGAGCUCUACGGACAGAUCCUGCAGUACCAGCCCCUGGUUCUCUCUCAGCUGCAGGCCCGGCUGAAAGAGGCCGGGAUCCGCUUGGGUGCUACAAAACUGCUGGACUUCUUGGAUUCGCAGUGCAUCACGUUCACGACGGCCAACCCUGCCAAGGCGAGCUUGCCUCGGGGGAGGGGCAAAGGGCGGGGGCGUGGCAGGAGGCUUAAAGGGACAGUGAAGACCUCAGCAUGAGCGAGACCUUGGUGCGAAUUGGGAAGGGAGGAAUGGAACCACAGCAUUACAUAGUCUUCUAUGGACAGAUCUUGUAGCUGUGACAUGGAUGUUUGCAGUGCGAGUCACAGCUUUGCGAUUCGAUGCCUCUGUCGUGUUAAACGUGCUUAGGAUUUCACUGACAAGCACAGGCCAUCAGAGAAGCCACUGUUCAUGCGCUUUAAGAGCCUGGUCUUUUCCUGUUCAUAUAAUCAGUGUUUGGUCUAUUUUCUGACGGUUUCAGAGCCUGUCUGGUGUUAAACAUCUGACCUCCUUCACCGUCGGAGCUGGUAGUGGACACACAGAGUUGUUUUAAUUUUUUUUAUCACAUAAAUUAUUUUUUUAUGGCAGCUUUCAAUUGCGCAUAAGCAACCUUAUCAGUCUUGAGCUUACGUAAUUAAUUUUGUAAUUUGUUUUAAAGUUGUUCUGUACAUUUAUUGGUCUUGUAAAGUCUUAAUAAUGAAAUUCAAAGAAAAGUGUUUUGUUGAAGGGUGUUUGUGUGUACAUAUUAUUUUGUACUCUGUUGCCCCCAGGUAUUUAACUGAAAGCAGAAGGAUAUUAAUCUAUUUAUUAAAAACCACUGCGAAUAAA
Molecule: messenger RNA, 6402 nt
Organism: Brienomyrus brachyistius
Lineage: Eukaryota; Metazoa; Chordata; Actinopteri; Osteoglossiformes; Mormyridae
Gene: slx4
Product: SLX4 structure-specific endonuclease subunit homolog (S. cerevisiae)
Exons: 14
Coding region: 403-5793 (1796 amino acids)
Biological process (GO): meiotic DNA double-strand break processing; interstrand cross-link repair; resolution of meiotic recombination intermediates
Cellular component (GO): nucleus; Slx1-Slx4 complex
Molecular function (GO): enzyme binding
Source: RefSeq, a predicted model, not a curated record